Vidua chalybeata is the source of this 1477-nucleotide messenger RNA. It is a transcript of the gene EVI2B, whose product is annotated as ecotropic viral integration site 2B. The record is from RefSeq and is a predicted model, not a curated record. The transcript has 2 exons. Gene Ontology annotation, biological process: regulation of stem cell division; positive regulation of neutrophil differentiation. Lineage: Eukaryota; Metazoa; Chordata; Aves; Passeriformes; Viduidae. The coding region runs from base 187 to 1020 and encodes 277 amino acids.
CGCUUCCUGCCGGCGCUGGCAACUUCCUCCCUCUGCACAAACUUCUGCAUGAAAAGAGCCAUUUUACCCUGGCUGGCUCCGAGCACACACAGCCCUCCUGAGCCUUGGAACAGCAAAGGCAGACGGUGCCUGCUUCAGAGAAGCUGAAUGUACAGCAGAGGACCCUUGUAAAGAGGCUGGAGGGAAAUGGCCAGCAACCAGGUCAUGCUGGUUCUCUUCUGUGGGGAAAUCUGGAGCUCCCUUUCUGCAGCAGCACCUCACCACGCUGCCAGGACUGAAAGCCACACGUGCACCACUGCCACGAGCCCAGGAGCAGACAGACCCCCUCUCUACCAACUGCAAGCAACUGUGCCCAGCUGGUACCAGUCUGACAGACCCCUGGCUGCUACAGAACCCCAGGCCUUCCCAGGGGAGGAGGAAGCCGGGGACGGCAGCUGGGUAGCAGCGCUGAUAAUUGGCAGCAUUUUGAUUGGGAUGACGCUGGCAAUUAUCGUCAUUCUCCUGUGGAAAUGCUGCAUGAGGCCUCCUCUGGCCGAGUCCCACUGGGCAGGCCGGUCCCCCUUCGUGGAUGGGGACACGUCAGAUCUCUUCAUGGACUCUGAUCCCGGCACCAAGCGCUCCUCGGUCCUAUUUAUGUUGCCUUGGCGACUGAAACAAGGCACACACUUGCAGGAGGACCCGACUGUCCCAGAGAACCCACCCCACGCCACUGCCAGUGCUGAGAGCGGGCAGCCGGCUCCAGCGGCCGCGGGCUGCUCCGGAGCCGGCGCGGCCCCGGCCCCUGGCUCAGAGGCAGCCAGCCCUGCAGCUGGCUCCUGUCCUGCCCCAGACACUGCACCCGAGUGCCCCGAUCUGCCAGCGCCCCCUGACUGGCUCAGGGAACCCGCUGAGGAGGCCAGCUCAGACCCCAGCAAGCACUCGGCACUUCACCUGGAAGCAGAGGAACCACAGCCCCCACCACCUGAGCUACUGAUCCAGGAGAGCCAUGAAACACUGCCCCAGCCAGAACACCCUUUGUAGACUGCCAAAUUAAUCUCCAGAAUAUCUACAUCUUUCUUAAAUCAAGUAAUUUUCAAGAAAGUGAAAAAAGGAGAAGUUGACACAGGCAAGAAGGGUGAGGCCCCAGCAUUUCCUUGACAUUUCCCCGGUGUUUCCCAACUUUGGCUUUCACAAGAGAGAACAACCUGCUUCUGCCUGAAGCAAAUUUCUGACUACAAAACAAAUUGUGCCCAGUCAUCACCUGUAACUAGAGAUUCCAGAAGGCAGAGUACACAGCUGUGUGUGCCAGCACAGCCAGACACAGGUAACACACCUGGAGAUGUCACAGACAGCCCAGCGUCACAGGGCUCGGCUUCGCACCGGGGUUUGCUCCACUGGGCUGUGCAAGUCAAUGCAAUCAUUUCCAGGACAUUUUAAUAAAGCUUUCUCAAAGAUGUUUUGGUCACUUAAGGCCCACCUGAAUAUUUGUUUAGAUACA